Molecule: messenger RNA, 7831 nt
Organism: Paramormyrops kingsleyae
Lineage: Eukaryota; Metazoa; Chordata; Actinopteri; Osteoglossiformes; Mormyridae
Product: nck-associated protein 5
Biological process (GO): microtubule bundle formation; microtubule depolymerization
Cellular component (GO): microtubule plus-end
Source: RefSeq, a predicted model, not a curated record
ACUUAUGUGCGUUUUCUUAUUGUUUUUUUUUUUUUUGCAAUUAUUUUGAAAUGCAGAAAUUGGCCUGCCCAGCAUUCUGCCGAUUCAGUGUAAUCAUUGCUGGUCAGGGAGGAAACAUGCAUGGAUGCUGAACACAGACCUCUGAUUAUCUCAGAAGAAUGCCUGCAGUGGUUCCUGUUAUCUUUACAUGCCUAUUCUCCUACAGUGCCGUCCAGAAGCACAAACUCUUGCACAAUCACUUUUUGAUAAGUUUCUUGCCAUUUCUGUCAUCAGCGAAGAUCUGCGAAGUUCUCCAUCUCCUAACCUCACCUUAUGCUUCAAAGUGUCUUUCCCCGAGUUCUCAAUUAAUUAUGGUAAUUCAUUAAAUAAGCUGGAUGGACAUGCGACUGAUAUAUAGCUUUGAUUUUCACAACAUUUCUGUUGAACUGUGACUUCUUCAAUUUUGUCAACAAGUUGGCAACAUCUGGUAGUUGCUGGAAGCACCAGAGGUCCGCGGAGAGGCCGACCGCCCCCAGACAUGACCACGAGCCGGCACCUGGAGAAGCCGGAGCUGCUGAAGAGGCUCUCCCUGGACAGCUGCCUGGCGGAAUACAUGGACUUCCAUAAAUGUAUCGAGGGGCUGGUCAAGCAGUUGGAAGAAGAACGCAGGAAUGUCAGAAGGGAGAAGCUGGCUGUGGCACGUCUCCAGAGGGAAGUCGCGCGGAGUCGGAGCCGGGCCACAAUGCGAGAGAAGCUGAUCCAUGAGCUGGAGGAAGAGAGACGCCUGCGACGGGACACUGAGAAGCGUCUGCGUGAGGCGACGCAAGAGUCAGAGCUGGGCCAAGCACAGAUGGAGGCGCUACAGCAGCACUUCUCCAGGAUGGAAGAGACGGUGAGGACACUGCUGCAGAACCAAGGAGUGCUGGACCACACGGCAGUGAACACUGUGGACAUCAUCAAGGCCUACAAGGAGAAACUGUCGGAGGAAACUCAGAAGCAGAAGGAGAGCUUGGAAGAGGCCAGACCAGCAGAGGAGCCUAACAUGCACGGCGAUACUAAUGGCGCAGACGAGAGCAGCGAGCAGACCAGGCUUCUCCUGGAGCGCCUUCAGGUCCUGGAGGCAGAGAACUCCGCCCUGGCCCUGGAGAACAAGAGCCAGAGGAAGCAGUACGAGCGUUGUUUGGAUGAGGUAGCCAAUCAGGUUGUGCAAGCCCUCCUCACUCAGAAGGACCUCAGGGAAGAGUGCCUGCAGCUGCGGACACGGGUGUUUGACCUGGAGCAGCAGAACCGCACCCUCAGCGCCCUCUUCCAGCAGCGGCUGCGCCCUGCCUCCGAUCUGCUCUUCCAGAAGCUGCACUCCAAGAUCUUGGGUCUGUCUUCCGGGGACCUGCUACUGGACGGCGAUAGGAACCGGGGCGUCCCACUAUCCCACCAUGCUGAGUCUCCUCCACACGAGACCCAGCCGAGCGUGAGGGCGGGACUUCCUGUGAGGUGGCGGAGUCAGCUGAGCCUGAACGCGCCAAUCGCGGCGGCCUGUCCGCGCAGCAGCUGCAGCAGCAGCGAGAUUUCCCUGUCCAGCGUCUGCAGCGAGUACUCCAGCAGCUCCUACACCUGGAACGACGGCAAGCUGUCGUCUCUGACAUGGGAGAAGAGGAUGAACCUGGGCUCCUCAGCACCUGGGAACAUCUGGAACCCCCCUGAGGAGCAGCCCCCUACUCGGAGAAAGGAAUGCCAUAUCCUUGCAGGGCUAAAGAGGCUCCAGAAGCGACUGCCUAAGGAACCAGCCACCUUGUUCUCUAAGCCAGGAUACAAAGACUGCAUGAACUCCAACGAGGGUAUCUACUCUCUGGGGAUGAAGUACAGUGCCCAGAGCAUGCCUAAGCCUUCUGUCACCGGACGGAUAGGCAUGCUUGCGGUGAGGAGCAAGACAUUCGCUUACGAUUCUGAUGAUGCCGACGAUGAGUCUCCUCGUGCACCUGCCCAACUGAGCAAAGACUCAUGGGUCUUCUCUAAGAAGCUGACACACAGUGUGUCCGACAGCCUGUGCAGCUGGGAUGGAGGGCAGGAUCAUGAACUAGGGGAUGGUAAGACCCCCCCCGGUCACAAAUCCAAGCAGCCCGCCGAGAAACUCACAACCUUCACCAGUGGAAUCCUCUCUGGUGAUUCUACCCGCGAUCCAUCUCUGUCGGACAUCAAACCUGGUUCCACGGAGGUCAGCUGCUGCCUCCACCACUCAGACACGGAUGAAUUAGACUCCAUGGUGGAGAGCGCUGACAAUCAUCUCGCUGUGAGCUAUCCAGCAGAACGGCUGGAAAGGUACCCCAAGAGGCUUUCCGCAGAGGUGAACAAACUGCCUGCAGACCAGGUCCAGCGCCGCCCUCUCAGCCAGAUUAUGCUUCCAAAUGGAGCUAAUGACUUACGGGCAGAGGAGCGCGUCGCGGUGAUAUUUGACGCCGAGGAUGGAGAGCCCAUCCAGCUGAGUGCACAGCCCACUGUGGCCGUGACUUGCAGUGAUCUUCCCGAAGAUGGCCCACGAAAUGUGCCGACUACCGAGAGUCCCAGGCUGAUGUCUCAUGCCAGCCCUGACAGUCUCACAGGAGGCCCUGCCAGGAAUUACACUGUCUUAGAGUCUCCAGAAGUGCCGGUGCAACUUCAGGCUCACAGUACAGCAGGUAAAGCUGCCACUUUUCAGAGCCGGAGCACUGACAGCCCUUCUGAGCACCAGCAGAAGUUUGCUACCCAGCAACAGAAGCUAAUAAAGCCUCCAUACAAUCAGAGCAACAAAGUCCACUCUGCUCCAGCUAUGCAAGGUGCCUCCACCCCCAAGACUAACCUCACUAAGAUCCCCGGGCGAGGGAAGGGUUCGCCACAGAAGUUUGGAAAGGGUGCCAAUACCGAGACAAGCAACAACGGCAGCAACCCCAGUCCUGCUGCUAAAGACAGGUCUCCUGUAUCACCCCCAGUAAAGCUGUCGAGAUUUGUUAAGUCGACUGGGGGCAGUCAGGUUCAGAGCCCAAAGGGAACUCAGAUGAGCUCUAAGCUUUCAUCCAGGAAUGAUUCUGGUAAAGGUAUGUUCCUGCCAGUCCCAAGCUCUCCACCUCCAUCCAGGAAGCAACUGGAGAACGAUGACAUUGGGGAACUGCCUACCCGAGAUCAGCACUGUGCACAAACUGAGCUCAGAUCCCCUUCCCCUCCACCCCCUCCUGGUCGCUCCACGUCGUUACUGAUCCGACCAAACUAUGACAACUCUCCUCAAGCACUUAAGCUGGCGGCUCAACCUGCUGCACCAAACACUGUGAGGGGACCUCCUACAGGUCUCCAGAAGCACCCGCAGCCUCCACCAUCUGCACUUAAUGUGCAACAUCUGGGUUCUCACAGAGGCCAAUGCGCUACUGACCUCGACUUGAGCCUCAUGGAGGUGACACCUCAGAAGCUGGUGGAUAACCAGUCCUUAGCAAAGGCCUCUACUUUAUGUCAGACCCCCACAAAAGGGUCCCCAAAGUGGUUCCCCCCAAAACCAUCCCACUCUAUAGCAUCAAGUUACACACCAGACCAUAGUGAACCUGUAUCUAAAGGUUUAAAGAAUUUUCCGACCUCCUUGCUUACCUCCCCAAGAGAUUCGCUGCAGGGUCUGUUCAAUGUCAAGAAGAGUCUGCCUCUCGAAAAUGGCCAUCCCUUGUUAUAUAAGGCAUCCAGCAGCUUGCCUUUGUCUUUAGAAGGCCACCAGCCAUGCCUGACGGAGCAGGGUGGACCUUCGGCGGAGGCUCCUAAGUCGCCACUGAGCUACUCGGGAUCAGAAAACAAAACCCAGGGCUCUGCGGAGAAAGCAUCAAAAACCCGCUUACCUAUCGGCUUAAAAGCUCUGGUGAAGUCACCCUCUCUACUGAGCAAAAGCUCCACGGUGCCAGGAAAGCAAGAGAAGGAGCAAGUAGCCGACAGCAACGGGGGUGCCUCAAAGCCAUGUGGAUCACCGCAGAGUACCGUAGCCGGAAAGCCGCAGGUGGAGAUGAGCGAUGGGGGGCAUGGUGGCUCUGCGGACAGGGGCAUGUUCCCCCGAGCAUCAGCCGAUAGCAGCCUGGCCUUCCCCAGUGACGGUCGCCUCUUCAAGCGCUCUGUUUCAGUUACGACCAAGCCGCAUUUAAAGCCCGCGUUAGGCAUGAACGGGGCGAAAGCACGGAGCCAGAGCUUCAGCACCAAUUACAUGGAAAAGCCCUGCAUGACCAUCCCUGAGGGGGCUGAGAAGGUGAGGACCCACAUCAUAACAAAUACUGGCGAGAGGGGCAACUCCCUGACCAGGCAGGGCCCAUCCACACUUGGUGUCCAACUGAAAACUUUCAGUGGAGCAGUGGAGAGCUCUCCCCAGCAUCUUAACACCCGGCCGGACUCCCAUCGGGCCAUGAGCAGCUCCUGCACUCCCCCUGGUGUCUCAGGAAGAAAGACCUCUCCGUCUAGCCCAAAGGAGGACAUUUCUAAGGCCGAGGGUAAUGUGUCACUUCCCCAGAAAGAGGUCUGCGGAUUAUCUCCCACAAACAAGUUUGGCCAUAAAUACUCCAAGCAAUCCGGAAAAGUGUCUUCCCAGCCUCAGUUUGAGUCGGCUUCCUCUUCAGGCCACGGCUCCGACUCGAAGGCAGAAGGGAGCAGCAGCAAGUUGCUGAGUCCCAACAAACCGCACAUGGUGAAGAGUUGGAAGAGGCCAUCUCCUACCAGCGCAGGGCAGGAAGAGGCCGGGAAAUGCACAAGCCCGUUGGCCAGCACCAUAGAGGAGAAGGUCAUGAUGGGUAUCGUGGAGAACGUGCAGAAAGGUCAAGGGCAAGACAAGGCCCAAGCUCCUGAGAGCAAGCAGAAGAGCAGCUCGUCUCUGGCUAACUGGUUUGGCUUCCGCCGCAGCAAAUUGCCAGCUCUGGGUGGCAAGAAGACCGAGGUUCCCAAAGAAAAGGCGGAGAAAAAAGAGCUGAAGCUUGGCUCGGUGCUGGGAAGCAGGCAGGCUAAGUCAGACAAAAAGAAGGAUAAGAGAAAAAACGAGACACGGUGCAGAGAUAGUCAGGAAUAUAAUGCUGAGAACGGUGAUGAAAUGGGCCCCGUAAUGGACCAUCAUGUUCCGACAGGACAGCUGAUCAGUCAGAUCCAGCGUCCUCCUACCCAUACUGCAGCAGAACACUUCAGGAUGGAGCUGCUGAAUGGGAAUGUCGCCACCAGUGGUUCCCAUGGUGCCGGCCUCCCCGGCAUCAUCACCCAGGGCGCUGCCAUAAAGAACAGCGAAAUGAAGAAGAAUCUGGAGAUGGGUGCCGACGGCGCGAAGAUCAUGCUCAAGGCUGGCCGUGAUGAGGACCAUGCUUCUGAGUCACCGUGCCAGGACCACCUUCCCGGCUCCAGCUGUCAGAUGCGAACUUUGGACAGCGGAAUCGGAACCUUCCCCCUACCUGAAUCCGUCACUCGGGUGCCGGGGCGGCAUCUUCCAAAAACAGAAUUCUGCCCCAGGAGGGCAUCAGUCGAUCCCACUGAGCCCACCCAGGACCUUCCCCUUCCCUCGCUGCCUAAAUCCAAAGUGCCUUCCUGCCCUGGGACCUGCCUCAAUCACUCUGUGUCGUCCCCCAGCGUGUCUGGCAGCAGUAUGACGGACCCCGUGAGCUGGACCCCCAGCACUGAAUCCCCAGGCGCUGUGCUUCCUAAGCGGCCGAACCAGACUGACUACAGCCCAGGCCCAGAAGACCGUAGCAAGUGCACCGAUGCGAGGGCCACCAGACUGGACCACAACGUCUCCACUGACAAGGCUCUGCGGGUCUGCCUGUACUCCGGCAGCAGCAGCGAGCCCGAGGACGACCCAGAAAUUGACCUGGACUUGAGGCGUGGACUUCCACACAGUAAAACCAAGAAUCACACCCAAGCCGACAGGGACCAGGAAGCGAGAGCCCAGGAGAAAGCGGGCAUUCACUGGUCCAUCAUGGACUACUACCGACAGGAGUUGCUCGUCCGCUACGGCGAUGACGAGCACGCGGGAGUCUCUCCGUACGGCUUCCUGAGCAAAGGCGACAGAGCAGAGAUGGACACCGGUCGCUGCGCUGCUAGGACAAGCCAACCGAGUGAGAUGCUGGAUGAGGACAUGAGGACUGGCGUCAUCGCUUCCCGCUUGGAGUCCCUCAACGACAGGAACAGCAGCGGCAAGGCGUUCCGGCACAGAGAGCACGGCGCGGGUGGAGACGGGCCCAGGCCUGGCCGGAUGGAUGGCCGCUCUGACAAGCCUGUUGGGGAAAUCCUGGGCUCGCUGAGCGACUCGCUGUAUGACAGCUUCUCGUCCUGUGCCAGUCAGUCCUCCGCUGAUGUGUAGGGGUGGUCCGAGAGCUGGCGUCGUGAUGCGCACCACUUACAAAAUCAGGGUAGGUGGGACCACUGGUAACCGCAGGAAAUCUGAAGAUGUCUGUGGACAAAUGAUGAGCAUAGCUCACAGACAGAGAACGGGGAUGGUCUAACGUGGAACCGUCACGGACCUGGCCGAUCAGAGUAAAUACAGAGUGACUGCCUGUCAUUGCACUGUGACGAACACUGUACAUAGUUUCUUAGGAAUUCAAAGUGGAAACAUAUUCGUAACAACAAUAACAAGAAAACACAAAGCAAUAGACGUUAUCAGCUGGUGCUGUCAUUCGCGUUUACAAAUGAGCCUGUAAUAAGGCGGGACAUAUCUCUUCUCUUUCAAUAUCAUGAUAAUUACAGGAAUAAAUCACAGUAAUUGGUGUGUUCGGGUGCCACUUCCGGAAUUUGUAGCAAUGCCACAGCGGUUAUCUGAGUGACGCUGGGAGAAAGAGCGUCCCUCUGUGAGCUCUCACACCUGUCUAUAGACCCCUCUGGGCAUCUGUUUACACAUAAAUUGCUUUUUUUGCAAUGCAGUCUCAGUAUGGAAUGACCUGCCGAUAUGAGCAGACCUUCACAACCAGCAAAAACGGCGCUAAUGCUAACACUUCAUGCUAAGUGACCCGUAGGACCAUAAAUUCAUAAGGCAGUGUCCAAUAACUACUGAGCAGUUACGACCUGUGAAUUAUGUCAAACUGUGCCAACCAAGAGCUUCCUUGUCCUUCAAUUGUUAGCUCUUGCUUUUCCAUUCCUUAUUGUUCUUGCACACAAGUUGCUUACUGCGUCAUUACAGCGUAAUUACAUGUCAGUUAGGUCACACUGCGGGAAGUUUGGACACAGCAUUCUCUGGAGAGAUCAAGCCCAAGGCUGUAGCUCAGGGAUUAAGCAGCUGACGUGCUUCUUGGUAGCGAUGGUGCAGUUACUACGUUCUUCUUGUGCGCGUGGGGGUCUGGGUUGACUAGCAGGCAAACAUUCAUAUGCAAGUGCAUCAACACUUCUAGCAGGAUAGUAACUGCUCUUACCUGCUUCUUAUUUAAUGUUGUUUUUUUUAAUGAUUAUUUUCUAUGUGAGGGUGUAGAUAUUUUAAGACAGAAAUGCUUUGCUGUCCUCCUGUAAAAUCUGCUGUCUCCCCGCCUAUAUCUGGUGUAUUUGGCCUUGGAGAAUGUCACGCCAAAAAUGGAACAUCUAUCCAAUCGAGCCUGGUGCUACUCAACACUGCGGCCUGUGUCUCUGUCAGACUGUUCAUACGUAUGAAGAGAGUCUAUUUCUUAGGCCAAGCAUAUUUUUCUAGAUGUCAUGUAUUUAUAACCACUUUUGUAUAUGAAGCUGUAUAGGAGUGUAAUUGUAUUAUUUCUUAUUCUCCCUUAAUGUUCACUUCUUCAGAGGAUCCUAUAUGGGCUGUUAUUUCACCAAUGAUUUGUGCAAUUCCGGCUGUUACAUUAGACUUGCUCUGUAUUUUCUGUAAUGAUACAAAUAAAAUUAUUUCUGUUUUUAAGUUUCAAAACGC